This is a messenger RNA of Misgurnus anguillicaudatus (oriental weatherfish), 3138 nucleotides long. RefSeq lists its product as uncharacterized. The record is from RefSeq and is a predicted model, not a curated record. Lineage: Eukaryota; Metazoa; Chordata; Actinopteri; Cypriniformes; Cobitidae.
AAUGUGUGCUGGUAGCCAUGGAGAGCUCAUCAGUGUCAUUGGUCACAUUAUUUUGUCAAGAGUCCUAGUUACCCCUAGUAACCAAGUAUGUGACGGAGGACAAACCAAAGGAAAGACAUUGUGUGAAUCUCAAAGGAGUAACUACAACCAAAUGACUUAAAAUGUUAUGGCUCAAAGAGCAUACUGCCUUUUUCAUCCGUGUUUGAUUGAUCAACAUGUUAAAUGAAGACUAGCUUUACAGUUUACUUUACAUUUUUUAUCUUAAUAGGACUAAAUCGAACCUAUCUGAGAAGCUUGCUGCUGUUUUAGCUGAACUUUGUUCUUUUUUGUCAUUGGAUAUCUUUAAUUUCUCAAGACUCACAUCACACUGGAUUGACUCUUCAGUACAAUAUGCGUCGUGGUGACCGGUUAACAUGGCCUGGUGAUGCUCAGAGACGUGAAGAAAGGAGAACGGAGGUCAGAUUGGCUCAGGGUUUGCAGAGACUUGACCAGGCUAAACUAUAUCAUCUCAACACACUGACCAGAGAACAGCACAGACUACACCGAGAUCUCAUCUCCAUGAAAACAGGUAACCCCUGGAGAAGAGGACUUCACAGUUUGGGGCUGCGAUCCUCCAACCAGGAUGUUAUCCGCCCUGCUGUGUCCUACAAAAAGACACUAUUACCCAUAAUCCCACUGGCAGGCAGAGAGGCAGACAGUCAAAGGUCGAUGAAACCCCAGCCAUCAUCAUCAUCAUCUCUGCAGGCUCGUGUUCAGGAGUUUAUCAGCAGUGGGGAUACUCUCUGCCUGCCUGACCUUAAACGACUGCCUGUCACCUCUACAACCACAAAAAGAGAGGAGAGCAAGGAAAGAGAGAUAAGUGGAGAACAGGAGAUGCAGAAAGCCACAGAGGGACACACGGAGGUUGGAGAGGUACAGAGGAAUAAAGAAAAAGACACAGAGAUGGAGUGGAUGCUACUGAGAGACAGAGACAAUGCAAUGGGAGCUGAGAUGAAUGGGUGCCCGUCGUCUCCCGGUACUUUCCCCGCUGAGAUGUUAGCCCCUGAUGGACAUUUAAGAGCGGUUCACACAUUACCAAACUUCACCCAGGCCCUGUCUGAAGCACGGAAAGCAAGAUACAUAAGACACAGAGGACAACCACUGUGUGAGCGAGAACUCACCAUCCGGGAGAUAUUUUCCAGGGACCCCAAAGAUACAUAAAAGUAAUGAAAAUCACUUUGAAUCAUAUACAAAAAUGUUGUAAUAUCGCUCUGACGUAUGUGUAUAAAUUGUAUGCACUUUAAAGGAACACUCCACUUUAUUUGAAAAUAUGCUCAUUUUCCAGCUCCCCUAGAGUUAAACAUUUCAUUCUUACCCUUUUGGAAUCCAUUCAGCUGAUCUCGGGUCUGGUAGUACCACUUUUAGCAUAGCUUAGCACAAUCCAUUGAAUCUGAUUAGACCAUUAGCAUCACACUCAAAAAUAACCAAAGAGUUUUGAUAUUUUUCCUAUUUAAAACUUGACUCUUCUGUAGUUACAUCGUGUACUAAGACCGACGGAAAAUGAAAAGUUGUGAUUUUCUAGGCAGAUAUGGGUAGGAACUAUACUCUCAUUCCGGCAUAAUAAUCAAGGACUUUGCUGCCGUAACAUGGCUGCAGCAGGCGCAAUGAUAUUACGUAGUGCCGAAAAUAGUCCCCUGCUAUUGAAAGAUAAGGGGACUAUUUUCGGCUGCUGUGUAAUAUAAUAUCAAUGUUAGAAAAUGCUGCAGCCAUAUCUGCCUAGAAAAUCGCAACUUUUAAUUUUCCAUUGGUCUUAGUACACGAUGUAACUGGGUGAUUCUCACGAAAACUUGGUUUUAAAAAUGUCAAGCAUGAAAAUGUAAAAAUUGCUUAAAUUUACUUUUUUCCCACCAGACAUUGAAAAACAAAGUCUGGAGUAAAUGGGAACAUUAAUUUAAAAACUUUUACUUAUCAUUUAACACUUUUUGUAACAUAAUUAAAAAAAUUAGUCCUAAAAAAUCUCAUUACCGCAACAGUCAGAAAACAUCAACACUGACAUUUUUUCAAAAUGACAUGACAAACCUGAAAAAACAUAAUUUGGAGAUUCUGCACAUGCAUUUAAAAUCAAAGUAUUAUGUUUCUAUUAAUUAAAUUAACAUUUAAUAAGCAUCUGUUGCGGUAAUGAUAAUCAAAAUGUCGUGUAAGCAUUCUGACAAGACAAUAUUUCAAAUUAACUGUAAAGAAAUGAUCUUACCUGGUAGCCAUCUUGAAGUAACUGGUCCAUGUGCUUGGUCACUUAAAAUCAAACUUUAUUAAAAUUCUGUAUGUGUGCUUAAACUGUUCUCAAAAAGUGUUGCGGAGGAUGAGAACAUCAGGCAUGGACACAUCAUUUUCCUGAUUUUUCUUCAUUAUUAUUAUACAUGAAUAUUCAGUAAAUAUUUUUCUGUCAUCUAAAGUAGUCUAGCAAAACAUCCAUUUAUUUUUUUUCUUAAUAUUUUUGUGUUAAUUUGAUUAAAUUACAACAUAACGCAUGUUCAAACACAGCCGGACACAUUGCGGUAAUGAGAAUUUCAGCAGAAAAUGAGAUAAAAUUUACAAUUAUAAAUUCUUAUGUUGAAAUCACACAGUGUGGAAGGUAGAACACAGUAUUGUGUUAAUUCUGAUGCUUUUUAAUGUUACUAUAUUACACAUUUUAAAGCUAAAAUCAUUAGUGCCGUGGUGUUUCAAUGGUUUCGUGAGAAUCACCCAACUACAGAAGAGUCAAGUUUUAAAUAGGAAAAAUAUUGAAACUCUUUGAUUAUUUUUGAGCGUGAUGCUAAUGGUCUAAUCAGAUUACCGUAUUUUCCGGACUAUAAGUCGCUCCGGAGCAUAAAUCGCAUCAGUCAAAAAAUGCGUCAUGAAUAGGAAAAAAAACGUAUAUAAGUCGCACUGGACUAUAAGUCGCAUUUAUUUAGAAAAUUAUUAUUCUUUUUGGGGGAAUUUUGUUUGUUAAGUCUUUCUUUUGGUUCAUGUUAGAACUAAUGAACUAAUUUUGCCAUAUAAGUCACACCUUACUAUAAGUCGCAGGACCAGCCAUACUGUGAAAAAAAGUGUGACUUAUAGUCCGGAAAAUACAGUAUAUGGAUUAUGCUAAGCUAUGCUAAAAGUCCUAGCGCCAGACCC